Molecule: messenger RNA, 909 nt
Organism: Fusarium pseudograminearum CS3096
Lineage: Eukaryota; Fungi; Ascomycota; Sordariomycetes; Hypocreales; Nectriaceae
Exons: 4
Coding region: 1-909 (302 amino acids)
Source: RefSeq, a predicted model, not a curated record
AUGGGCAAGGACAUGGAUCCUAGUGGAGGUCCCUCGAGGAUGAAUAUGGAUAUUGACCUGGAGAUGGGGGUGCGAGAUGAGAAACACUCCCUUCCAAAACUUAUCACAAUCAACAUCUACUGCUCGACUGCCAUUGGCAUCGUAAAGUUGACCAAACGCUUCGCGACAACUACCAUUUCAAUAUCUAAUUCCCAAAUCUACAACAACUCAACUUCGGUUAUGCCUGCUCCAUCAAUGUCUAACCCACAGUCGCUAGACUCGGCCGCCUUUAUCUGGAACUACAAUCUCCCUCCCGCGCGCCUCGUACCGAUUCAGUACGGUUCUUCAUGGGCUGGCCGCUCAGGGUCUCCCUCAUGGACUGGAUGUACUUCAUCGGCGACCAUUCCCUCCAACCUCCACGCCUGCAGCGAGUCGCGUGAUGAGGCCCUCAAGUACUACGGCCUUGGCUUCGGCUUUGCUCGUGGUCCUGGUCAGAUCUUCCUCGACCCGGAACAUGAUAUCCUUUACUUUGGCCCUCGCGAUGGUUACAUGGCCGCAGACUCCCAAUUCCAAACGAUCAUGUCCAUGUGCGAUCCAGAGGAACUCGCUCUUGUUCGCCGUCUCGCCAUUAACGAUGCUUUAUUCUGGGUCGACGAUUCAUAUCGCUCCAUGACUGCGGCCAGUCUCACUGUUGAGCUGCUCCGACGCAUCCAGGCCCGCAUGCCUGGUGUCGAAGAGAUCAUCUUUGUUCCUCGCCCGGAGCAGUCGCGGGGCCCGGAAACCUACAUUGAGCCCAGCAUGGUUUACAUGCGCAUGGCCCACCAGAUCCAGACUGCCCUUGCGACCCUGUGCGAGCAGACACCCGGCUGGACACCGCCAUGCUGGAGAAUAUUACCACUCAGCGCUUUCCAGAGCGUUGGCGCCGCUUAA